Messenger RNA from Neomonachus schauinslandi (Hawaiian monk seal), 710 nucleotides. RefSeq names its product apolipoprotein C2 (gene APOC2). Gene Ontology annotation, biological process: positive regulation of lipoprotein lipase activity; lipid metabolic process; positive regulation of phospholipase activity. Gene Ontology annotation, molecular function: phospholipase binding; lipid binding; phospholipase activator activity. The record is from RefSeq and is a predicted model, not a curated record. Bases 85 to 561 code for a protein of 158 amino acids. The transcript is spliced from 3 exons. Gene Ontology annotation, cellular component: intermediate-density lipoprotein particle; low-density lipoprotein particle; very-low-density lipoprotein particle. NCBI's taxonomy places the organism in Eukaryota, Metazoa, Chordata, Mammalia, Carnivora, Phocidae.
GCUCAAGAAAUGCUUCUUGAGGGAAUGAAUGGAUGUUUAAAGGAAGGUGUGAAAAUCAGGAGUAGAAUCAUAAAGUGUUAGACAAUGAGGCCCAAGCCGAUGCAUUGGCAACUGGACUCAGCUGGGGGAGGAGAGGGCAGGGGAGAGGGGAAGACCAGCCCCCUCCUCUUGCAUUUGGCGGGGGUGGGGGAGAACCCCAGGACUAGAUGUCACCUUGUCCCACAGCCUUCUCAGCGUUCCAGGUCUUCUGAAGCCAUGGGCAUCCGAUACCUCCUGGUUCUGGUUCUUGUCCUCCUGGUAUUGGGAUGUGAGGUCCAGGGGGCCCACAUGCCCCAGCAAGAUGAAGCCACCAGCUCCUCCCUGUUCACCCAGAUGCAGGAAUCAUUCUAUGGCUACUGGGGGAUAGCCAAGUCAGCCGUCCAGGGACUGUACGAGAAGACAUACCUGACCACCAUGGAUGAGAAAAUCAGGGAAAUAUACAACAAAAGCACAGCAGCUGUGAGCACUUACGCAGGGAUUUUCACUGACCAGUUACUUUCUAUGCUGAAGGGAGACCAGUAACAGCUGGGCCCUGACCGGGGGGGAUGGGAGAGUCCAGACCCCACGACCCCUUGGCUCCUCUGACCUACCCCCUACUUUUCAGCAGCUACCAGCAUCCUGCUCCCAACGCUAGUCUGUUCUUCUUAUAAAUAAAUUAAUUUAAAAAGCCA